Mangifera indica (mango) is the source of this 778-nucleotide messenger RNA. Its product is annotated as zinc-finger homeodomain protein 1-like. The record is from RefSeq and is a predicted model, not a curated record. The transcript has a single exon. Gene Ontology annotation, cellular component: nucleus. Lineage: Eukaryota; Viridiplantae; Streptophyta; Magnoliopsida; Sapindales; Anacardiaceae. Gene Ontology annotation, molecular function: transcription cis-regulatory region binding; DNA-binding transcription factor activity. Gene Ontology annotation, biological process: regulation of DNA-templated transcription; regulation of developmental process. The coding region runs from base 85 to 609 and encodes 174 amino acids.
CAAUUUAACAUCUCUAAAACACCCCAUUUCAAUCUCUCGCUCUCUUUCGUGGCAGGAGCUAAAAAUGAUCAUAAUUUUAUCAGCAUGCCUCAACCCAAUCAUGGCGUCCAAUGGGCUGAGCCAGCAGGAGCAAGUUACAGCGAAUGUAGACGCAACCAUGCAGCCGCUAUGGGCUGCUACGCAACUGAUUGCUGUGGAGAAUUUCUCAGAGCCGGCAUAGAUGGAACUAGUGAUGCUUUUCUCUGCGCCGCCUGCGGUUGCCACCGUAGCUUCCAUAGAAAAGAGAUGCUAAACAACCCACAUUAUUCGCUUCCAGCGCUUCAUAAUGAACUUACUGGUGGUGGGUUCAAUAGAGAAAAGAAAAUGAAGCUGAAGAAGAAGACGAAGUGGACAAAGCUUAACCCUGAACAGAAGGAUAAAAUGAAGAGAUUUGCAAAUAAGUUAGGAUGGAGGCCGCAGAAGCAUGAUGAAGAAGUUGAACAGUUUUGUGACGAAGUGGGAAUCAGCCGGAAGAUCUUUAAAGUUUGGCUCUGUAACAACAGACGCCGCACGGAGGGAAGCUGUGUGGUUACUAAAGAGCAGAGUCAUCAGGAUGUAGAAGAAGAUUAAACGGCUCUCAGAGGGUUAGCUUUUUGUGGUUUUGUUCAUUUGUUUUUGUUUUUGUUUUUCUUUGGCUGUUUCUUUCUGCUCUUUGUUGUAACUGAAGUAAUCUAGCACCAUUAAGUUUUGAAUAAUAUAGCCAUGCCUGUAAAUAGACAACUUUUGUUUCCAUCUUUAA